Molecule: messenger RNA, 1148 nt
Organism: Striga asiatica
Lineage: Eukaryota; Viridiplantae; Streptophyta; Magnoliopsida; Lamiales; Orobanchaceae
Source: the annotation of a GenBank genome assembly
AGAUAACCGAUAAUCGAAUCGAUAAAACUGAUAAAUUUACAGUUUGAAAUCGAACAAAACCGUAGUUUUCGACACGAUUUUCAGUUUUAAUACUGACAAACUGAAAAUUCGAUUAACCGUUCGGUUUUGACCUAACGUGCAACCCUAUACAGGCCUGUGUGCAAAACAUAAUUUUUAUUUUUAUUUCAGUUUUUCACUAUGUGAUAUUAAGCUGACCCAGGGCCUCGGCCUUCUCUCUCAUCGUGUGUUGUUUAUUUCUAUCCGUUGCAUUUUCUCUUCUCUCUCUAAUAAUCUUACAGGUGGGCUGCCAGCUUCAAUGGCGACCGAAGAGUAUAACCGACCUCAUUCACUCCCUCCGUAUCCGCAGAUGAUCAUGGAAGCAUUAGAUGCACUGAAACAAGCCGAGGGUGCCAACAAGUCAUCGAUUUCCAAAUAUAUGGAGUCCAAGUAUGGCGAGAUGCCCCCGGCCCACUCAGAUUUGCUGUCACACCAUUUGAACAGGAUGAAGGACAUUGGUGAACUUCUUUUCAUCAAGAACAACUACCUCAAACCCGGCCCAGAUGCCCCCUUGAAGCGUGGUCGAGGCCGCCCCCCAAAGCCCAAGGACCCUCUACCCCCAGACACCAUCCUCCCACCAUCUAGGCCCAGGGGCCGCCCGAGGAAAGAUCCAAAUGCACCCCCAGCCCCAAAGAAGCCCAAGCCUCCGUCUGGCCCACCAAGCAUGUCCAAGACUGGGAGGCCCAGAGGAAGGCCCAGGAAGGUCAACCCGCAGCCUUUCCAGAAUGGAUCCGAUGCCUGAUGAGAUGGUUUGUGUUGGCUGGCUAUUUGACUUAAGAGGUUGUUUUAUGUGUGUUUUAGUAGGGCGUUUUUCAUUGAAUUGGUGUUCUUUCUAUUGCUGUUUUAUAAUUUGUGGUGUUUGUGUGUAGUGUAGUUUGGCCAGCAUGCUGUAAAUUUGGGGGUACUCGUCUACUGCUAUUUUAUGUCAUGACCUAACCUGUUUAUCUAGUGUUAUUUAUUGGGCUGACUUUUGUUGUUCUCAUGUUGUUUACUUCGCGUGCCCUUUCUUGUCUAGCGUUGUGAAAGUGAUAUGGCUUGUUUUUGUGUAGUAGCAAAAAUUAGCCCAUCAUCUCUUCGCAUAAGUGAUUCAC